Molecule: messenger RNA, 672 nt
Organism: Raphanus sativus (radish)
Lineage: Eukaryota; Viridiplantae; Streptophyta; Magnoliopsida; Brassicales; Brassicaceae
Product: pleckstrin homology domain-containing protein 1
Exons: 1
Coding region: 71-508 (145 amino acids)
Source: RefSeq, a predicted model, not a curated record
UAAAAAUCGAUAAAGACAGUUAAGAGAGAGAGACGGAGGCGUGUGAGAUUUUAGGAGAGAGAGAGAGAGGAUGGAGAAUCUCUGGCGAAUCGCAACAGGCCAGGAUCCGAACCGGCAAGACUACGAAGGCAUCGAGUUCUGGUCAAACCCAGAGCGAUCGGGCUGGCUCACGAAGCAAGGCGAUUACAUCAAGACCUGGCGCAGACGCUGGUUCGUGCUCAAGCGAGGGAAGCUCCUCUGGUUCAAGGACCAAUCGGCGGCGCUGACACGCGGAUCCGUCCCGCGCGGGGUGAUCUCGGUGGGGGAUUGUCUGACGGUGAAAGGAGCAGAGGACGUGGUGAACAAGGCUUUCGCCUUCGAGAUAUCGAGCGGGAACAUCACCAUGUUCUUCGUGGCUGAUAACGAGAAGGAGAAGGAGGAGUGGAUCAACUCUAUUGGGAGGUCGAUCGUGCAGCACUCCAGAUCCGUUACUGAUUCUGAAGUCCUUGAUUAUGAUCAAAGGCCCUGACUUUUCCUUCUAUUGCUUUAUGUUUUUGGUUAAUGUUUUUUACUUCUAUUGUACGACGUCGUCGUCGUCAUGUAUGUGUAUUCCUCUCUCUAUCUCUCUGUGCUUGUGGUUUUGUUAUGUAUCUGCUUCUCGAUUCAGUGAACAAGUUUUGUCUUUUCAGCUUC